Messenger RNA from Lodderomyces jiufengensis, 1347 nucleotides. RefSeq lists its product as uncharacterized. Gene Ontology annotation, biological process: rRNA methylation. The coding region runs from base 1 to 1347 and encodes 448 amino acids. Lineage: Eukaryota; Fungi; Ascomycota; Pichiomycetes; Serinales; Debaryomycetaceae. Gene Ontology annotation, molecular function: RNA methyltransferase activity; RNA binding. The transcript has a single exon. Gene Ontology annotation, cellular component: mitochondrion. The record is from RefSeq and is a predicted model, not a curated record.
AUGUCAUUACUAAACUGUCGAUAUCUAAUACAGAGGCGACAGUUCUCAAUACAAACAUCAAGACUAUUUAAAACCAGGGAUAUAAGACCAAUUUUCAAACCACAUUAUUCAAAUCCAAAAAACAAUAAUCAAUCAUUUCAAAAAAAUUUACCAUUAACAGAAAAACCACAAAAGCCAUGGGAAGUUGAAAAUAUAAGUAAAGAUAGAUUUUUUAAAAGAAAAUAUGGUAAAAUGUCAGAUGAAAGAAGAUCAGGUUUACAAGAAAAAGUUGCAAGACAAAGACGUUAUAGAGAAAUGAAAAAGGAACAUGAAAAACAAAAAUUUGAAAAAGAAAAUCCAGAAUAUAGAAGAUCUAGAGUAGAAAUAGAUUAUGAUGGACAAAGUGCUAAAGAAAUAAUGGAAGAAGAUGGAGGUAGUAAAAGGGCUUUUGGUGGUGGUAAUGGAAUUGGUGGAGCUUUUUUUGAAUUUGUUUAUGGAACUCAUCCUAUUAAAUCUGUAUUACAAGCAAGAAAAAGACCAAUCUUGGGAUUAUAUACUUUCAAUUCAGAUGAUAAUGAUUUAAUUAAAAAAGCAGAAAAAGAAUAUGGAAUAAAGACUCAAAAUGUUAGAGACAAAAAUGCAUUAAAUAUUUUAACCAAAAAUGGAGUUCAUAAUGGGUUAGUAUUGAAAACAAAACCUUUAGACAUACCGUAUAUUACUGAGGUAGGUCAUUCUGAAGAUAGUAAAUAUAAACUUACAAUUGAAGAUGAUGAUGGAAUAGAUACAAACAUUGAAAAAUCAGUAAUUAGAACUAACUUAAAAGAAAAAGAAGAAUUAUAUCCAUUAGCGUUAUAUUUAGAUGAAAUAACAGAUCCUCAAAAUAUGGGAUCAAUAAUAAGAACAGCAUUUUUUUAUGGAGUUGAUUUUAUAGUAAUACCAGAUCAUACAAGUGCAAAAUUAGGACCAGUUGCAAAUAAAGCAUCAUCAGGUGCAUUAGAUUUAAUUGAUAUUUAUCAAACUGAUCAAAGUUUAAAAUUUAUAGAUUCUGUAAAAAAUAAUGGUUGGAAUAUUAUAUCAACAAGUUCAAAACCUGAUAAUUUGAAUUUAGAAGAAUUAAAAGAUAAAAAUUAUAAAAUUGAAAUGAAUUUAAAAGAUAAAUUUAUUGAAUUAAAUGAUUUAAAAACUAUAAUAAAUAAAACUCCAAUAAUGUUAGUUAUAGGAAGUGAAGGUAAAGGAGUUAGAACUAAUAUGAAAAUAAGAAGUGAUUAUUUAGUUGGUAUUCCAAAAUAUAGAAAUGAUAAUGAUGAAAUUGUUGAUUCAUUAAAUGUUGGUGUUGCAACUGGUGUAAUUAUUCAAAAUUGUUUAUAG